AAACACAUUACAAGUGCAAAUGGUGUCUCUGGACCUGGGGCAGUCUGGAGCACUAUAAAAGCCCGUCCAACAGCAGGCUUCCUCAUCGACUUCUCUUGCCUUCUCCUCCUUCGUGAACAAGGUGCACUUCCAUCCCGCAGCCAUGUCCUGCUAUGAUCUGUGCCGUCCCUGUGGCCCGACCCCUCUUGCCAACAGCUGCAACGAGCCCUGUGUGCGGCAGUGCCAGGACUCCCGGGUGGUGAUUGAACCGUCUCCUGUGGUGGUUACCCUGCCAGGCCCCAUCCUCAGCUCCUUCCCCCAGAACACCACCGUGGGAUCCACCACCUCUGCUGCUGUUGGCAGCAUCCUGAGUGCUGAGGGAGUGCCCAUCUCCUCUGGGGGCUUCGGCCUCUCUGGCUUUGGUGGCCGGUACUAUGGCAGAAGGUGCCUGCCCUGCUAAAGCCCAUGAGGAAGUCCAGUGAGUGCAUCAACCGGGAAGCCUGAAGCCAGAUUCCAAACUGAGGAUGGAGCUGCUGGCUGGGGUUUCCAGAUGGGCUGAGCACCCUUGUGCCCUCCUGCAGACCAGAGAGGGAAGGCAGGGUGCCAGCCUGUACUGUCUGGAAACACGGCCAACAGAUACCUUCUUCUCUCGUUUUCUUCUCUGCACCACGAGUCCUUGUUGUCUCCUGCUGUCCUGUGCCAUGGGUUCAUCCAGAAGAAAGUGUCCUGUUCCUUCUCCCUCUUGCCACAUGAGGGAGGAAGACAUGCAUCGCAUGUGGUGAAGGGGUGUCUGACUGCCAGCUGCCCUUGUGGCAGCCUGGACCAGAUUCCUUCCAGCAUUCACUGCUUUGAUUCUUUCUUCAUACCCAUUAAAGUUUAUGCUGCAUUGUAA
Molecule: messenger RNA, 871 nt
Organism: Cygnus olor (mute swan)
Lineage: Eukaryota; Metazoa; Chordata; Aves; Anseriformes; Anatidae
Product: feather beta keratin-like
Exons: 2
Coding region: 143-439 (98 amino acids)
Cellular component (GO): intermediate filament
Molecular function (GO): structural constituent of cytoskeleton
Source: RefSeq, a predicted model, not a curated record